ACAGGGGGGUGUGCUGGCCACGCCGUUGACAACUUCCCACGUACUCCGCCUGUACAGUACAGUACUAGGGGGUUCCUAAGGAUUCCCUAAUGAGCGAACGUCAUCGUCGACCGAGGGUGGAAGCGAUCACCGUCCAUCGCACUCUAGAGCGACCAUCCUCGCAAGCCGUAGCCCCCACCUAACAGACAAUCCCGCCAAUCUCCUAGGCUGAUCUUAUGGGUGCGAUUAUCGAUAAUUUACUGCAACCACUACUAGAAAAAAACGACCCUAGCGACCCUGAUGGUGGCCGACGACCUGGAUUCGAUCGAUGAUGAUGAAGCUUUUUGUCCGGCUACUCCGUUAUCCGUCCUAGGGAACUGUGAUAUGUAGCCUAGCUCUGCUCUGUCCUGUCGUCGCGCCGGCGCGAAUCGUUGGGUGAUGGGUGAUUGAUGGGCGAUUGAUUGAUUGACGGUGCCGAUGUAAGUCAGGUACCAGACGCGCUACUUGAAACCGUGGUUUUGCUGCAGCUUUAGUGUCCGUGAAAGAUACGUCCGGCGGAUAUACCACAAACUCUGGUACUGUACCUGGCCUAGUAGAGGCGAUUCUGGCGUGUCUACUACACGUUUGCGCUCUCUACUCCGUACAUCAUAGAUAGAUAUAGAUAGAUAGAUAGAUAGCAACCAGCCUGGCCCAGAUGAUCUAGAAGUGCCCACACACGAUGCUCUGGCCCGCCCUGACUAGCAUAGGGCUCGCUCUACAGAUAUGCCUACAUUCAGCUCUCUCCCCCCCGAGAUUCGCGCGCUGAUAUGGAAAGCGACAGUCGAGCCCCGCACCGUCGAGGUCCGCAUGCUCCCCCUUGAAAAAGGGAAGGGAAAGGCGAAGGUCCGGCACCUCGUCUCCCCAACGCCCGUGCCAGCGCCGCUACAGACCUGCCGCGAAGCCAGGGGCCUGGGUUUGUACGCCCAGGCCUUCGCGGAGGUAGAGGAAGUCGCGUGCGCCGAUGGGGGCGCGGAGCCGCGGUAUGUCUGGUUGAAUCCGGAUAUUGAUAUCGUGUCUCUUGGGCCGACGCGGAUCGGUUGGUUUAAAGCAGUGGCAGGUAGUAUCAGGCGGCUGCAGAUUGAGAGGGAGACUACGCGGGUGACGUUUGAGGAGUUAGUAGAGGUUUGUCAGUUUGAGAAUGCAGAGGAGAUUUGUAUUAUCUGUGCGGAUGGGAUGGAGGUUUGGCAUAGGGUUGCGGAGGAUCACUUCUGGCCUUGCGAGCUGGAGAAGGUCAUCUUUAUUGAUGCACUUGAUGGGAGGGUUAUGAAUAGCGUCGAGAUGGAUAGGGUGUUUGAUGAGGUGGCCGAGGAGAGGGAUAGGAUAUGGCGGUUGGGGGAGCAGGAGAGACUACAAUUGGAGGCCGGGCGGCAGUUGGAGGGGGAGCGGCAAUUGGAAGAUGAGUAGAGGAGCGGGUAAUGCGGAUUUAAUGGGCGGACUUGAGCGGACUUUGGAGAAUCCCAUCCAUCGCCAUUGCUGGAGAGAGCUGAGAUACGGAAAGUCUAGAGUCUAGAAAGUAUAGAAAAGCAGUACAAGUAUUUCUCAUGUACACAAAAUGCAUGUGCAAAUGAGGUAACCAGCAAAACGUGGA
Molecule: messenger RNA, 1606 nt
Organism: Pseudogymnoascus verrucosus
Lineage: Eukaryota; Fungi; Ascomycota; Leotiomycetes; Thelebolales; Thelebolaceae
Exons: 1
Coding region: 742-1422 (226 amino acids)
Source: RefSeq, a predicted model, not a curated record